Chaetomium fimeti is the source of this 6570-nucleotide messenger RNA. RefSeq names its product Sec63 Brl domain-containing protein. Gene Ontology annotation, molecular function: GTP binding; GTPase activity; nucleic acid binding. The record is from RefSeq and is a predicted model, not a curated record. The coding region runs from base 1 to 6570 and encodes 2189 amino acids. The transcript is spliced from 6 exons. NCBI's taxonomy places the organism in Eukaryota, Fungi, Ascomycota, Sordariomycetes, Sordariales, Chaetomiaceae.
AUGUCGUCAAACAACAGAAACUAUGAUUUCUUGAUUAAGCUGCUGCUUAUCGGAGACUCGGGUGUGGGCAAGUCAUGCUGUCUGCUACGCUUUAGCGAGGACUCCUUCACUCCCUCUUUCAUCACGACCAUCGGUAUCGACUUCAAGAUCCGGACGAUCGAGCUCGAUGGCAAGCGGGUAAAGCUCCAGAUUUGGGACACGGCCGGGCAAGAGCGGUUCCGGACCAUCACGACGGCGUAUUACCGGGGCGCGAUGGGGAUCCUGCUGGUCUACGACGUCACCGACGAGAGGUCAUUCAACAACAUCCGCACGUGGUUCGCCAACGUGGAGCAGCACGCGACAGAGGGCGUCAACAAGAUCCUGAUCGGCAACAAGUGCGACUGGGAGGAGAAGCGGGUGGUGUCGACGGAGCGCGGCCAGCAACUGGCCGACGAGCUGGGCAUCCCCUUCCUCGAGGUUUCCGCCAAGACCAACAACAACAUCGACAAGGCCUUCUACAGCCUGGCCGCCGACAUCAAGAAGCGCAUCAUCGACACAUCCAAGCCAGACCAGGCCGGCGCUGGGCCGGCGGUGAAUGUCGAAUGGCGCGCCCAGGCAGAAGCUAUGAAGACUGCCGUUGCAGGGUUGCCAAAUACUCCUAGUCAUGAAAACACAGAUGAGCUAGACUGGGACGACGACGAGAUCGACAAUGCAUAUGAGCCCCGGGAUGGGCCUCGGGAUGUCUGGGACUUCAUCUCGGAUGAUGAGCUGGACGAAAUCGAUUUUGACAGCGGCGAUCUGUUCGAUGGUGUCGAAGGGGAGACCUCUAGCGCCUUUGAUGCUCACUGGUUGGUGGCCAGAUGCGCCGACAUCUCCUCCCGGAAAUCGGGCCUCACAUCCAGUGCCUUGCAGGACCAGAUCAUGGACAUCCUGGGCACCAGCAGGCCUGAGGGUGAACUCCAGUCAUCAUUAACAGACCUGGUGGGCUUCGACGAUCUGGACUUCAUCAUCGACUUGGUCACCCACAGGUCCGAGAUUGUCGCCUCGGUGGCAUCGGAGAGCCUACGCGAUGAGGAGACUGGCCAGGCUCCAAAGCUGCUGACCAAGGCUCAAAGGCGAGAGGCACUCCGGCGGAAAGACGCCGAACACAAAGCUGCUCCUCUGGCUGCGGUGCGCGAAAAGGAGGAGGAUUACCCCCACGUUUACAAGACAUACAAAGCCGGCAACACCCUAAGUCACACUGGUGCCAAAUACAAACUACCGGUUGGCAGCCAGAGGCUGGAGUUUGAGAAAUACGAGGAGUAUGCGAUACCAGCCGGAAACCCGGGCAAGCUCUGGCCCGGUCAGAAGCUCGUCAACAUCUCGGAGAUGGACGGGUUGUGCAGGAACACGUUCAAGGGAUACAAGACACUCAACCGCAUGCAGAGUUUAGUGUACCCAGUGGCGUACAGGACGAGCGAGAACAUGCUCAUCUGCGCCCCGACAGGUGCCGGAAAGACGGACGCAGCUAUGCUCACGAUUCUACACACCAUUGGCCAGUACCUGACGCCGAGUCCCUUCGAGAACCACUCGACCACCGACUUCGCCGUGCAGGCGGAGGAGUUCAAGAUUGUCUAUGUUGCGCCCAUGAAGGCGCUGGCAGCUGAGAUUACUGGGAAGCUCAGCAAGCGGCUAGCAUGGCUCGGGCUGCGUUGUCGCGAGUACACGGGCGACAUGCACCUGACAAAGUCUGAAAUCGUCCAGACGCAGGUCAUUGUCACAACGCCCGAAAAGUGGGACGUUGUGACGAGGAAGGGGACUGGAGACACGGAACUGGUGCAAAAAGUGCGGCUGCUCAUCAUCGACGAGGUGCACAUGCUCCACGAUGAGAGAGGUGCCGUGCUCGAGUCCCUGGUCGCUCGAACGCAGCGGCAGGUCGAGAGCACUCAGUCGCUGAUCCGGAUCGUUGGCCUGAGUGCCACGCUACCCAACUACAUUGAUGUAGCCGAGUUCUUGGGCGUCAACAAGAGGGCUGGACUGUUCUACUUUGAUGCCUCCUUCAGGCCGGUCCCGCUCGAGCAACACUUCAUCGGCGUCAAGGGCAAACCGAACAGCAAACAAUCCCGGGACAACAUCGACCAAGUGGCUUUCGAGAAGGUCCGCGAGAUGUUGGGGCGGGACCACCAGGUCAUGGUCUUCGUUCACUCGCGACGAGAUACCCAGGCAACUGCCAAGAUGCUCCACGAGAAGGCCGUCGACGAUGCUUGCGUUGGCUUGUUUGACCCCAGUAAUCACGAAAGGUUCGAGAUGGCUAUGAAGGACGUCAGGUCAACCAAGGCCCGCGAGCUCCGGGAUCUUAUACCCAAGGGUUUGGGCAUUCAUCACGCCGGCAUGGCUCGGUCCGACAGAAACCUUGUGGAGCGCCUGUUUUCGGAGGGUGUCAUCAAGGUUCUCUGCUGUACGGCCACGCUUGCCUGGGGUGUCAACUUGCCCGCCGCGGCAGUCGUCAUCAAGGGAACCCAGGUGUACAGCGCCCAGGACGGCAAGUUUGUUGAUCUUGGGAUCCUUGACGUCCUGCAAAUCUUUGGUCGUGCUGGUCGUCCACAGUUCGAGGACGUCGGCAUCGGCAUGAUUUGCACUACCCAUGACAAGCUCCCCCACUACCUCACGGCUGUAACGGAUCAGCUGCCUAUCGAGUCUAGGUUCUCAGCCAAGCUUGUCGACAACCUGAACGCCGAGAUUGCCUUGGGCACCGUCAACUCAGUAAACGACGCCGUGAAGUGGAUUGGAUACUCGUAUCUGUUUGUCCGCAUGAAGCGGAACCCGAUGGCUUACGGUAUCGAGUGGGACGAGUUUCAAGACGACCGCUCUCUGAUUCUGAGACGACGCAAGCUAGUCAUUGAGGCGGCCAGGACGCUCCAGAAAAACCAGAUGGUCAUCUUCAACGAACGCACCGAGGAACUGCGCAGCAAAGAUAUUGGUCGGAUUGCCAGCCAGUUUUACAUCCAACACACCAGCAUACAAAUUUUCAACUCGCUCAUGAAACCCAGCUCCGAGGAAAGGGAUAUCCUGAUGAUGAUCGCGAUGAGUGGCGAGUUCGACAACAUCCAGUCGAGGAAUAACGAGGCUGACGAGCUGACCAAUAUGAGGAAGAACUCUCACUUUGUCCCCUACGACAUCAAGGGUGGGAUUGACCAAGCGCAGACGAAAACCAACAUCUUGCUGCAAUCCUACAUCUCAAGAGGCCAACCGGAAGACUUUGCACUCACGAAUGAUUUGAAUUACGUCGCCCAGCAAGCCGGGCGUAUCUGCAGGGCUCUGUUCAUGAUCGCACUUAACCGACGAUGGGGCUACCAGUGCUUGGUGCUGCUGACCAUGGCCAAGUCCAUCGAAAAGCGUCUAUGGGCCUUCCAGCACCCUUUCCAUCAGUUCGACCUCCCGAGACCCGUUCUGAGCAACCUCGAUAUGAAAGACUCCCUGUCUAUCGAGUCCAUGAGGGAGAUGGAACCAGCGGAAAUCGGGAACCUGGUCAACAACUACAAGAUGGGCACCAAGAUCUCGAAGCUCCUCGACAAUUUCCCAACGUUGAGCGUUGAGGCUGAGAUCGCGCCUCUGAACCGCGACGUCUUGAGGAUCAAACUCUAUCUUACGCCUGAGUUCCGCUGGAAUGACCACCUUCACGGGACGUCUGAGUCGUACUACAUCUGGGUUGAGAAUUCGGACACGUCUGAGAUUUACCACCACGAGUUCUUUCUUCUUAACCGGAGGAAACUCUACGAUGACCACGAACUCAAUUUCACCAUCCCGCUUGCCGACCCACUCCCGGAUCAAAUCUACGUGAGAGCUGUCUCUGACCGUUGGCUCGGCGCCGAAACGGUGACGGCCGUCUCCUUCCAACAUCUUAUCCGGCCCGACACGGAAAGCGUCUACACGGAGCUCUUGAACCUCCAACCAUUGCCAAUCUCGGCGCUCAAGAACCAGGCGCUGGAAGAUAUCUAUGCCCAACGCUUCCAGUUCUUCAACCCCAUGCAAACCCAGCUGUUCCACACGCUAUACCAUCGCCCAGCCAACGUUCUCCUCGGUUCACCGACAGGCAGCGGCAAGACUGUCGCCGCCGAGCUGGCCAUGUGGUGGGCGUUCCGCGAGCGGCCCGGUUCCAAGGUUGUGUACAUCGCGCCCAUGAAGGCGCUGGUGCGCGAGCGUGUCAAAGAUUGGGGGGCUCGCCUUGCUAAGCCGCUGGGCUUGAAGCUCGUCGAGCUAACGGGUGACAACACUCCGGAUACACGGACAAUUCAGGAUGCCGACAUCAUCAUCACUACGCCCGAGAAGUGGGACGGUAUCUCGCGUAGCUGGCAAACCAGAGGUUACGUCCGCAAGGUCAGUCUUGUCAUUAUUGACGAGAUUCACUUGCUGGCGGGAGACCGUGGUCCGAUUUUGGAGAUUAUUGUGUCCCGCAUGAACUACAUUGCGUCGUCCACCAAGAACGCCGUCCGGCUUUUGGGUAUGUCGACGGCGUGCGCCAACGCUACUGAUCUGGGCAACUGGCUGGGUGUCAAGGAUGAGGGUUUGUUCAACUUUCGACAUUCGGUCCGCCCCGUACCGUUGGAACUCUACAUCGACGGCUUUCCCGAAGUGAGGGGUUUCUGUCCGUUGAUGCAGUCCAUGAACCGACCGACUUUCCUGGCGGUUUUAAACCACAGCCCUGAAAAGCCCGUCAUUGUGUUCGUCCCGUCUCGUCGGCAAACUCGCCUUACCGCCAAGGACCUUAUCAACCUUUGCGGCAUGGAAGACAAUCCGAGGCGUUUCCUUAGCAUGGAUGAGGAUGAUCUCCAGCUGAACCUCUCGCGUGUCAAGGACGAGGCGCUCAAAGAGGCGAUCAGCUUCGGUAUCGGUCUGCAUCACGCUGGUCUUGUCGAGUCGGACCGUCAGUUGGCGGAGGAGCUCUUUUUGAACAACAAGAUUCAGAUCCUCAUCGCUACCAGCACGCUUGCUUGGGGUGUCAACUUGCCCGCUCAUCUCGUCGUCGUCAAGGGCACGCAGUACUACGAUGCCAAAAUUGAGGCCUACAAGGACAUGGACUUGACCGAUGUGCUGCAGAUGUUGGGCCGUGCCGGUCGCCCACAAUUCGACGACUCAGGUGUUGCCCGCAUUUUCACGCAAGACUCGAAGAAGGACUUCUACAAGCACUUCCUGCAUACGGGUUUCCCAGUCGAGUCUUCGCUCCACACGGUGCUCGACAACCAUUUGUGUGCCGAAAUCUGUGCCGAGACCAUCAUCACGAAGCAGGACGCUCUCGACUACCUGACCUGGACCUUUUUCUUCCGCCGUCUCCACAAGAACCCGUCCUACUACGGCCUCGAGAUCUCUGCCGAAGAACACAACUCAACCACCGCGCAACAGAUGGCCAACGAGUUCAUGAUAUCUAUGGUCGAUUCCUCGCUGACGGAGCUGACUGAUUCCAAGUGCGUUGAGGUUUAUCCCAACGGCGACGUCGACCCAACGCCCCUCGGCAAGAUCAUGAGUUACUACUAUCUCUCUCACAAAACCAUCCGCCAGCUCGUCCAAAAGGCCAAGCCCCAAGCCUCGUUCCUGGAUGCCCUCUCAUGGAUGUGCAUUGCGACAGAAUACGACGAGCUCCCGGUUCGGCACAACGAGGACCUCAUCAACGCCGAACUGUCCCGCAACCUCACCUUCCCGGGUACCGCCUUCGACCUGCCCAUGUGGGACCCCCAUGUCAAGGCCUUCUUGCUCCUACAGGCACACAUGUCGCGCAUCACUCUGCCCAUCACAGAUUACGUCGGCGACCAGACCAGCGUGCUCGAUCAAGCGAUCCGCAUCAUCCAGGCCAGCAUCGACGUCAUGGCUGAGCUGGGCUACCUCAGCUCGAUGCUCCAGUUCAUCCGCCUCCUGCAAGGCACCCCAUCCCUCCCCAAGCUCAACAUCUCAGUAGACGACGUCAAAACCGGCUCUGUAACGGUCAACCUGCGCCGCCUCAACCCCGUCACGGAGCGCGAGGCGCGCAUGCAUGCGCCGCGCUUCCCCAAGCCGCAGACCGAGGGCUGGUUUGUCGUCGUCGGCGACUUUGCCCGCGACGAGGUCCUGGCCGUGAAGAGGGUCGGGUGGCGGCCGGGGAAUAAUAAUAAUAAGACUGCUGCGAGGGAUGGGCGGAGGGCGGUCGUGGAGGUGGGCGAACGGCCUGCGGCGAGGGCCGUUGUGAAGGUGCCUGUUGAUGGGGGUGGUGAGGGGGGAGAGGGGAGGGUGGUGGAUGUCAUGGUGCUGAGUGAUGGGUAUGUGGGCAUGGAGUGGACGGUGAAGGGGGUGCGGUUGCCCUCGGCGCCGACGGUGGAUGCGGGUGUGGCGGAGAAGAAGGGUGGUGGCGGCGGCGGCGGUGGUGGUGGUGGUGGGGGGGGGGUGGUCGGGGGAAGGAGGGGCUAUGUUGGUGGGGGCGAGUACGAGACCGUUGCUGACCUGGAGGCGGAUGUGCAGGAGACAUUGGGGGAUGGGACAGACGGGUUUUACAGGGUUGAAGUUGAUAGCGAGAGGGCGGUGAGAGAGCGGAAGGAGGAGUGUAUGGAGUACACGAGGGCGGGUGGCGUGGAUGAGUUUCCUUGA